CAAACCCUUACCUCAGUUUGUUCGAUCAUCAUUAUGAACAAUGAAGACUAUUCAACCCACAUUCUUCUCUUCCCAUUAGUCUGAUUCACACAUACAGCUACACUUUUUAUUUCUUAUAUACUUGUACUCUUUUUGCCUUUUUUCAACCAAAUUCCUUCAUUUUCCCUUCUUUUUCUACAAAGAAGAAGAAAUUCUUGAAUUGAGAUCUCCUGCUGUUGGGUCCAACUCCAAUUUGUGCAAUUGAAGCAAAACAUCCAGUUUUGUUCUUGCAAAUCUAGUUGUUGCUGAAUCUAGUAGCCUUCUUCUUUAGAAGUAUUACAUAUGAGUGGGGGCUCAGGUGGAAGUACUGACCUUGAUAGUCAGUCAGAUGACAGCUCUCUAGUCGAGAAGCUGCAUGUAGAGCCUAUAUUCAGCCCAUUUGUUUGCCCUUUAACAAACCAGCUGAUGCGAGACCCAGUAACCAUAGAAAACGGGAAUACUUUUGAACGGGAGGCAAUUGAGAAAUGGUUUAGAGAGUGUAAAGAAAGUGGAAAGAAGCCUACUUGUCCAUUAACUUCAAAAGACCUAAAAAGUACAUAUUUGAAUCCUAGUAUAGCGCUGAGGAACACAAUUGAAGAAUGGAUUGCCAGGAAUGAAGCCGCACAGCUUGAUAUGGCACGGAGGUCAUUGUCGGCGGACGCUUCUCCUAAGGACAUUCUUAAAGCUUUGAGACAUGUUGAAUGUAUUUCUAAAGAAAGCAGAUCAAAAUCAAACAAGAAUGCCGUUCAUAAUUCACAGGUAGUGAAUUCAAUUGUGGAAAUGCUUAGAAACAGUAGUAGGAAAGUUCGAUGUAAAGCCUUGGAAACUCUUCGGGUCAUAGCAGAACAGGACUCGGAUAUGAAGGAAGCAAUGGGUGAGGGAGGCACUGUACGUACCAUUGUCAAACUUUUGUCCCCUCGGUCAUCAGAGAAAGAAAAAGAAGAAGCUAUUUCUUUGCUUUAUGAGCUUUCCAAAUCUCAGAAUCUUUCUGAGAAAAUAGGCUCAAUAAAUGGCGCAGUUAUUUUCUUAGUGGGGAUGACCGGCAGUAAUUCUGAAAAUGUUUUAACUGUUGAGAAAGUUAAUAAAACACUAGAUAAUCUAGCUCAGAGUGAAAGCAAUGUGCGACUGAUGGCUGAAAAUGGUAGACUUCAGCCCCUUCUAACACUCCUUCUUGAAGGAAAUCCUGAUACUAAAUUAUCGAUGGCUUCAUUUCUUGGUGAGCUGAGUCUUAACAAUGACGUCAAAGUGCAGGUAGCUAAAACAGUGGGUUCAUCACUUGUAAAUCUCAUGAAACGUGAUGACAUACAGUCUAGAGAAACCUCCUUGAAAGCAUUAAAUCAGAUUUCAUCGUAUGAUGCAAGUGCUAAGGUAUUGAUUGAAGCCGGGAUUCUUCCUCCUUUAGUGAAGGACCUAUUCGGUUUUGGUGUGAAACAACUCCCCAUGCGAUUGAAAGAGAUUUCAGCUACUAUUCUCUCAAAUGUUGUGAAUUCAGGUUAUGAAAUUGAUUCAGUUAUAAUAGGGCCUGAAAACCAGACCUUAGUUUCUGAAGAGACGAUACACAGUUUCCUUCACCUUAUCAGCAAUACAGGUCCUUCAAUUGAGCGCAAACUCCUCCAGAUUCUUGUUGGACUAACCAGUCCCAAGACUGUUGAAAAAGUGGUUGCUGCCAUCAAAAGUUCUGGUGCCACGAUCAGUUUGAUCCAGUUCAUCGAGGAGCGAGAUUUGCAGUUAGCUGCUGUGAAACUUCUGCAUAAUCUCUCACCUUUAAUGGGCCAAGAAUUAUCUGAUGCUUUACUUACUGCCGGCCAGCUUGGGGCCCUUAUUAGAAUUAUAUCAGAGAACAAUGGAAUCACUGAGGAGAAGGCUGUGGCAGUUGGCCUAUUGGCUAAACUUCCUGAGAUCAAUACUUCACUUACUCGGAGAAUGUUUGAAGAAGAUACUUUCAGACUUAUCAUAUCUAGAAUCAAGAGAAUCUGGCAUGGAGAGGCAAGGGGUGGCCGUUUUAUGACUCCUUACCUAGAAGGGCUAGUUCGUUCUCUUGCUAGGGUUACAUAUGUGCUAGCUGUAGAUCCUGAAUCAAUGGCUUUCUGCCGUGAUCAAAAUCUUGGAGGGAUAUUUACUGAGUUGCUUCAGGCAAAUGGGAUUGAAGAUGUUCAAAAAGCUUCUGCUUCGGCAUUAAGGAACAUUUCUUCACAAUCAAAAAACUUGACAAAAAGGCCGGAGUUCCCUCCACCCACUAUGUGUGCUUCAAUCUUCUCCUGUCUUAGAAAACCUCCCCAAAUAUCGGGAUUAUGUCCCGUUCAUGGAGGCCUCUGUUCUUUGAAGGAGACGUUUUGCCUUGUUGAAGGUCAUGCCGUUGAAAAGUUGGUAGCUCUUCUAGAUCACACAAAUGAGGGUGUUAUUGAGGCAUCCCUUGAUGCUUUAUCCACUUUGCUGGAUGAUGGACUUAAUAUUGAAGAAGGUGCUAUGAUAUUGCAUAAAGCCGACGGAACCAAACCCAUCCUCGAUGUUUUGGUGGAGAAACGAACAGAAAACCUAAGGAAGACGGCAGUUUGGGUGGUGGAGAGGCUUUUACGGAUUGAUAAAAUAGCUUUAGAUAUAUCGAAUGAUCAGAAUGUUGGAACUGCACUUGUCGAUGCUUUUCAACAUGGAGAUUAUCGCACACGACAAAUUGCUGAGCGUGCAUUGAGGCAUGUUGACAGGAUCCCAAACUUCUCUGGGAUAUUCCCCAGCGAUGGCUAGUAUCAAGUAUGUGCCACCUUUUGCCAUUGUUUUGAUUCCAGGGAAUUUUUCAUCUUGAGCAUUGUAAGGGAUUGGAAACGGUUGCAUAAAUAAUUGUAUUUGUUGUGAUUGAUGUAACCACACAAUGAAUGCAUUGUCAUGUGGAUUUAUCUAUCCCUUGCAAUAGUACUAUAUUUGUUCAUUUUUCCUUUUCUUGUGCUAUAUAUAUGUGUAAGGUAGUGUAGUAUUGAGUCACAACAGAUAAUGAAAUACAAGAGAAAAAGAUAUAAGUUUAUCUCUUA
Amaranthus tricolor (Joseph's coat) is the source of this 3041-nucleotide messenger RNA. Its product is annotated as U-box domain-containing protein 44-like. The coding region runs from base 322 to 2760 and encodes 812 amino acids. The record is from RefSeq and is a predicted model, not a curated record. Gene Ontology annotation, biological process: protein ubiquitination. Gene Ontology annotation, molecular function: ubiquitin-protein transferase activity; protein binding. The transcript has 4 exons. Lineage: Eukaryota; Viridiplantae; Streptophyta; Magnoliopsida; Caryophyllales; Amaranthaceae.